GUACAGACACAAUACAGUGUAUCGCAUUUGCGAACAUUACACAGUCGCAUCACUCAGUUAGUUUUCGUCACUUGUUACACAAUGCCAAAGGUUAAAAGGAGCAGGAAACCUCCUCCAGAUGGCUGGGAGCUUAUAGAACCGACACUAGAUGAACUUGAUCAGAAAAUGAGAGAAGUGGAAACAGAGCCACAUGAAGGCAAAAGAAAGGUGGAGGCAUUGUGGCCAAUAUUUAAGCUACACCAUCAGAGAUCAAGAUAUAUUUUUGAUUUAUUUUACAAAAGAAGAGCAAUUAGCAGAGAAUUAUAUGAUUACUGUAUCAAAGAAGGAUACGCUGAUAAGAAUCUAAUCGCCAAAUGGAAAAAACAAGGAUAUGAAAAUCUGUGCUGCCUCCGAUGCAUACAGGCAAGGGACACAAAUUUUGGAACAAACUGUAUAUGCAGAGUGCCUAAAAGUAAAUUGGAAGAAGGAAAAGUUGUUGAAUGUGUUCACUGUGGUUGCAGAGGAUGCUCAGGAUAAGACAUUACCCUGGAUGAUGUAACAGUUUUGGGCUGGGGCAGGGGAAGGGGUGGGGUAAUCUUUCAAGAGUACUAGUACUUUAUAUUAGCUAAGAACAAUAUCCUUGGUGUUUUGUGUUGUCAUUAUUAUUACCACGAAAUGAAAAUAGAUUUAUUGUCACAAGAAUUUCAACAUUUAGUAAACUAAGACUGCAGUAUUACAGUAUACUUUUUUUUAUUGAUAGUGUUGAUAUUUUAUGCAGUGCAUUAACAUAGCAUUGCUAUUAGUAGGUCAGGGUUGUAUGUCCUUGUGAUUUGUGUUUAUUUGGUCAACUGUCCUUCGGGGAUAAUUUGUGAUGGAAUCAUGUUUGUCAUGGAUGGAUUGGUUGCUGUAUCACUUUGUCAAGUCAAUAAAUGUUUUUUUUUAUCAUA
Molecule: messenger RNA, 926 nt
Organism: Saccoglossus kowalevskii
Lineage: Eukaryota; Metazoa; Hemichordata; Enteropneusta; Harrimaniidae
Product: protein BUD31 homolog
Biological process (GO): mRNA splicing, via spliceosome
Cellular component (GO): nucleus; spliceosomal complex
Source: RefSeq, a predicted model, not a curated record